AUGCAGCUCUCCGCCCUCUUCCUCCUCGCCCCCGCCCUCGUGCAAGCGACCCUCAACAAGUCCACCUCCAACACCAAGGGCAAGUGUCCCAAGAGCUACAACUGCAGCCCCACCAUAACAACAAAAACCGACAUCCAGGCCGCCGAGUGCGCCUUUAAUACCCGCACCCACAAGACCCAGACCUUUGCCGUCUUCAAAACGAACCACGCGGAAGACAGCAGCCACGGGGCCCCCUACGGCCCUUGCUCCGCGUACACCUGCGAGUCGCCCACAGACGCAGAGAUGAUCGACGACGCCGAUUGCUGGACCUUCUUCUGGAGCGGCCACGGCGAGAGCAAUGGAGCUGGCCUCGACUGCAUCAAGGACCCCAAGACGGGCGUCUGCGGCUGCGAGAACUCUGACGGCAAUUUCAUCCCCGGCCGCUCGGACUGCAAAUAA
This is a messenger RNA of Colletotrichum orchidophilum, 438 nucleotides long. RefSeq lists its product as uncharacterized. The transcript has 2 exons. Bases 1 to 438 code for a protein of 145 amino acids. The record is from RefSeq and is a predicted model, not a curated record. Lineage: Eukaryota; Fungi; Ascomycota; Sordariomycetes; Glomerellales; Glomerellaceae.